Molecule: messenger RNA, 998 nt
Organism: Anopheles maculipalpis
Lineage: Eukaryota; Metazoa; Arthropoda; Insecta; Diptera; Culicidae
Product: retinol dehydrogenase 5
Exons: 3
Coding region: 3-962 (319 amino acids)
Source: RefSeq, a predicted model, not a curated record
AGAUGGAAGUCCAAACGGCCCUGGUACUGACGAUUCAGCUGAUAGCGUUGUUUUCGAUAGCGGGUGCGUUGCUGCUGUAUCUGCUCUGCAAGGUGCGAGGAACGCGAGAUGAUGCAACCGGAACGCAGAAAGGCUCGAUACUGAUCACCUGUGCCGAUACCGCCCUAGGACUGCAGAUCUGCACAUUCUUCGCCAGCAAAGGACAUCGGGUGUUCGCCGGUAUGAAGGACCCGGUCGAAUCGCUACCUGCCAAGCUGUUGCGCGGUUGGAUGAAGAUGCGCGAAAACUCCGACACACCGGUCAGUGGUUCGGUCGUACCGAUGAAGAUUGACGUUACGCGGGAGGACGUGCUGCGUGAGGCGGCCGAAUCGAUGGGUGCUCAUCUGAAUGCGGGUGAACGGGGCAUACUGGCCGUCAUCAACACGGCCGGAUCGGUGUACCGUGGUCGUAUCGACUCGCAGGACUCGCUGCAGUGGGAAAACAUGUUCAAGAACAACGUCAUGGGUUGUCUACGGACGGCGCGUGCCUUUAUCGGGCUGUUGCGACCUACACGGGGCCGGCUGAUUCUACUCGGAUCCGGCAACGAUGACGAUGGGUUGACAGUGUUCAUGGCUACACGAAAUGCUGUGCAGGGAUGUGCUGAUGCGCUGCGCAAAGAGCUGAAACCGUACGGUGUGAACGUUGUGACACUGGAUUCGCGGGGUGUCCCAGCGGAGUCACUGUUUAAGGCACCGGUACCCUACACCAUCUCGGACGAGGAAGGUGUACCGACGCAGUACAGCGCAGACGUGCUCACCAGCUCGGCGCUGGGUGUAAUCGAGCGAGCCCUGUACGAUACUCGCCCCAGUGAGACCUACUGCCUGUCGGUGCCAAAUAGCAAGUUCCAGAUGAGGUUGCCCUGCCGGUCAUCGUUGAAGAUUUCCGCCAGCCGUGCGGACCCGAAACCCAUACAGAGUGUCUGAAAGCUAGCCGGCACUCGCUCCCGGCAACACACAGAG